Saprolegnia parasitica CBS 223.65 is the source of this 1406-nucleotide messenger RNA. RefSeq lists its product as hypothetical. The record is from RefSeq and is a predicted model, not a curated record. NCBI's taxonomy places the organism in Eukaryota, Oomycota, Saprolegniomycetes, Saprolegniales, Saprolegniaceae. Gene Ontology annotation, molecular function: protein binding. The transcript is spliced from 7 exons. Bases 6 to 1406 code for a protein of 466 amino acids.
GCAGCAUGUCGGCGCUACUUCUCUCGUGGCUUCGGUCGACGGCGCAGCUGCCGCGGUCGGUCGAGUGCCUCGAGCGGGAUCUCAGCAAUGGGUACCUCCUCGGCCACAUUCUCUCGUCGCUCGAGCUCGAGGCGGCGCCCGAGAGCUACGCCGACUCGGCCAAUCUCGCGUCCGUGCUCCUCAACUUUGAACGCCUCGAGAAAUCGCUGCAUGGCGUCGGGAUUCGACUCGCGCCUGACACUGCGCGCAACAUUAUGAUGGAAAAGAAAGGCGCAGUCGCCAAGUUGCUCAUGCAACUCAAAGAGCACGUGGAUCGCAAGGAAGCGUCGCGGCCCCAGCGCAUUGAGCCAGCGACGGCGUCGUUGCGCCCGCCGCCGGAUGGUAGCCACCGCCAUAUGCCCGCGCCUGAUAUGACAAGCCCAAGGGAUCGGUUUGUGGAGAAUAUCAUCGCAUCCAUCGACCCGUCCGACUGGAACAACCACAACCGCGUCGAUAUGGCGAUUCACUUGCGCAAAUUUACCGAAUUCAUGUGGUCGGCGUCGGACGCAACCGCAGCCCACUUUGCCUCUGAGCACGACCAUAAGCUCGCGGCCGCCCGCCGCACGCGCGACGACGAGCUCACGCACACGCAUGAAAAGCAAGCGUUCCUCGAGCAGUGGUCGGCCAUGGGGCGCGACAAGUGGGCGGCCAACCAGGCGGUCAAGCGCAACCGAGAGGCCGAGCAACUCCAGUUUGAACUCAGCUUGCGGGAGCGCCGGCGCGUUAUCAUUGCCCACGCCAACGAGGCCGCAGCGAUGGACCUCGCCGACGGUGUUUCGAGCUUUGAUAAAAAUUUCAAGCGCCUCGGCAUUAGCUCGGGCGACGACGACACGGGAGUGCGCUUGACGCCGGCCAAAGGCUCGGGGCUCGACCACCUCGUCGAGCUCGAGACCCGCGUCGAAUCCUUCCAUUUGCGUCCGUCCAGCAACAUUCAAAUGAUGAAGGAGCUCCGCGACCGGCGGAAACUGCACCUCAACGCGCAGCGCGAACGCGCGAGCCGGCGCCGCAAGAUGCUCGUGGACCAGACGCGCAAUACCAUUGAAAUCAACCGGAAGCAAGAAGAGGCCGCGCUCUUGCACCGGCUCUUUAUCGUGGGCAAGCGCCGACGCAGCGCCAACGUCGCCGCCACCGAGCGCGUCAUCGCCUACGCCGCUAUGAUCGAAGCCGCGGCGGCCACGAGCCUGGGCGAGCUGCACGUCGCCGCGAUGGCGCCGGACGCGGUUGCCCGGCGCGCAGAAACGCUGCGGGCCGCCGUCGACGAGGCGCGCGUGCACGACGAGCGCAAGCUCGAGGCGCACACGUUGCUUUGUAGUGACGUUCUCGACACCUUGCUGUCAUUUGUGCACACAGUUGUCGUCCACCGGUAG